Amoebophrya sp. A120 is the source of this 621-nucleotide messenger RNA. The record is from the annotation of a GenBank genome assembly. NCBI's taxonomy places the organism in Eukaryota, Dinophyceae, Syndiniales, Amoebophryaceae.
AAAAAAGAACCUGCAUCUUCUCAAAGUAAUUGCAAGAACCUACAGAUGAACAAGAAGUGUCUGGAUAGUCUACAACUAUAAUUAACGGUAAUUAUCUGGUCGUGCUCCUUAUUCUCGUCGUCAUUGCAUCUCCGAAGAAAAGACUAAAAUUUUCCUGAUAACACGUCCCUUCACUGUACUGCCUGGCUCAGCCAGCACGAAGAAGGCAAAGCUUUUGCCGAAAACGCCGCAAGUAUCAGCCCCAUGCUGCGACGAAAGGCAGGAGCUGCGCAGUGGUUGUUGCUGGGAUCAUGGUCCGGUUCUGUUUUCGGGGUGGGUGGCAUCGGUAUGAAAAGUAGAGUGCACAACUUCAUCCCCACGUCGUGCCCUCAGUUGCAUAUUACUAAUGGCUCUUUUCACAGCAAAAACAAAAGUGCCAGUAAUGGUAAAGAUGCAGGAGCUCCAGAUGUGGUCGUGCGACAAAAAAUUGCGACAAGAAGUACUUAUUCUGUUAUUUCGGAAUUAUUUUCCGGAUCGCCCCCCUGCUCCUGUCAAGCGAGCAGAGCCAAGAGCAGCGAGAAGAAAAAGUGUGACAAUUUGAUAUUUAUGUGCAUGACGAAGGUUGAGGGGAAGUACAAGUAG